AUUGAACCGGAGCCAUUUCACAGCCAGUUCACCAACCGCCCGGCCCAGGGGUGUUUCCUGUCUGGACUCCACCGACACCCCCUUUUCUGCGAAGCCACGAGCGGAAGCCUGGCCCCUGGAAACGAACGGUGGCCGCGGGGAGGGUCCCACCGCGGGGAGGGUCGCGCUGCCCGGACAUGUUUCCCGGGCGCCAUGGACCCGAGGCAGGGGCCUUUCCUGAACAGAUACUACCCCAGCCCACCUCAAGGCUAUGUGCACAGUGAACUCAGACACCAGCAACCGGGACCAGGAUCUUAUCCUAACAGUUUCCAGCUUCAGCAAAUAGAGUUUCUCAAGGGGCAGCUCCCAGAAGUACCUCUGAUUGGAAAGCAGGCACCAAUCCUGCCGCUGCCCCUCCCUGAAUUCCAGCCAAGGUUUCCAGGACCCCCUGCCAGAGGCAGGCAGCCGGAGAUCUGGGGUAUCCCCAGGGGUGCACCUCUCAGAAGCCAGGCGCUCCAGAGAGAGUUCCAGCUUCCUUCCCCACGCGGCAGCAUUCUGCCAUGGAGGGGUGUCGAUAGGCUCUCCUCACACUUCCAGGACCUGCGGAUCGGCCUGCAGGGCCAGGAACAAAGGGUGUUAGAGCUCUUUCAGGAGCUCGGUGAAGGGAGGGUCACCACAGCGCAGGAUUUGGCUGCAAAGCUCCAAGCCCCCAAGAAGGAAGUCAAUCGCAUUUUGUACUCACUAGCGAAGAAGGGCACGCUGCAUCAGGAGGUGGGAAGGCCCCCUCUGUGGAGACUUGCAGCCUCGGCCCCGCGCUGGAACCACCCCAGCCAAGCACCGAGAGCAGACGGGUGUAGCCAGGGAGCUCCAGACUCAGCCCCCGGUUUGGAAGCUGAAGACAGAGACCCCACGUCCGGCUUGGAAGACCCUUCUGAGUCCGCUGACAUGGCCGAGAUCAGGGAGGAGAUCUGCAACUACUUGUUCAGUGCAUUCAAGUCCUCCGCUCUGAAUUUGGCCAAAAACAUCGGCCUCACGAAAGCCCGAGAUGUCAACGCCGUGCUGAUUGACUUGGAAAGGCAGGGGGAUGUCUACAGGCAAGGGACGACCCCUCCCAUCUGGUAUUUGACUGAAAAGAAGCGGGAGAGGAUACAAAUCAAGAGAAAUACGAACAGUGUCCCUGAAACCACUCAAGUUGCUGUCCCCGAGACCAAAGGAAGCGCCGAGCUCCCUCCCUGUGACUCACCUGUGCCAGAUGCCUCCAACAGUGUCGCCACAGGAAACCUGGAGAAUGGGCAAGAACCGGUCAUAAAGUUAGAAAGGGAGCAGGAUGUCACCCCAGAGCCAAUAAAACCGAAACCACCUGUCCGUGACAAUGGCCCCUCAAAAACAGGGUAUGUUGACUUUGAAAAUGGCCAGUGGGCCACAGAUGACAUCCCCGAUGACUUGAAUAGCAUCCACGCAGCCCCAGGUGAGUUUCGAGCCAUCAUGGAGAUGCCCUCCUUCUACAGUCAUGGCUUGCCGCGGUGUUCACCCUACAAGAAACUGACAGAGUGCCAGCUGAAGAACCCCAUCAGCGGGCUGUUAGAAUAUGCUCAGUUCGCUAGUCAGACCUGUGAGUUCAACCUGAUAGAGCAGAGUGGACCACCACAUGAACCUCGAUUUAAAUUCCAAGUUGUCAUCAAUGGCCGAGAGUUUCCCCCAGCUGAAGCUGGCAGCAAGAAAGUGGCCAAGCAGGACGCAGCCCUGAAAGCCAUGACAAUCCUGCUUGAGGAAGCUAAAGCCAAGGACGGCGGAAGACCGGAAGAAGCGAACUGCGGCUCCAUGGAGAGAGAACCGGAGAAGACGGCAGAGGCCCAGCCCACCACCCCUUCAGCAGCUUCCUUCUUUUCUGGGAAGAACCCCGUCACCACAUUGCUUGAGUUCCAGUACUGUGUUGCGAUGGGAAACCACACCUUCCCCACUGCAAGUGCUCCCAGCAAGAAAGUGGCAAAGCAGAUGGCUGCGGAGGAAGCCAUGAAGGCCCUGCACGGGGAGGCGACCAACUCGACACCUUCCGAGACCCAGCCCGGAAGUACCAACACAGAAUCGUUUGAUAACUCGGAAUCUGCGAUGCCCAACAAGGUCAGGAGGAUUGGUGAGCUCGUCAGAUACCUGAACACCAACCCCGUGGGCGGCCUGUUAGAAUAUGCCCGCUCCCACGGCUUUGCUGCUGAGUUCAAGCUGGUCGACCAGUCCGGACCGCCUCACGAGCCCAAGUUUGUUUACCAAGCGAAAGUCGGAGGCCGCUGGUUCCCAGCCGUCUGCGCGCACAGCAAGAAGCAAGGCAAGCAGGAGGCAGCGGACGCCGCUCUCCGUGUCCUGAUUGGGGAGAACGAGAAGGCAGAGCGCAUGGGCUUCACAGAGCUCCCUCUCACCGGCAGCACCUUCCACGACCAGAUAGCCAUGCUGAGCCACCGGUGCUUCAACGCUCUCACCAACAGUUUCCAGCCCUCCUUGCUCGGCCGCAAGAUCCUGGCUGCUAUCAUCAUGAAGAAGGACUCCGAUGACCUGGGGGUUGUGGUCAGCUUGGGGACAGGGAACCGCUGUGUGAAAGGAGACUCCCUGAGCCUGAAGGGGGAGACCGUCAACGACUGCCACGCGGAGAUCAUCUCCCGCAGGGGCUUCAUCAGGUUUCUCUACAACGAGCUGAUGAAGUACAGCCCCCAGACUGCGAAGGACAGCAUAUUCGAACCCGUUCGGGGAGGAGAGAAGCUCCAGAUAAAGAAGACCGUGUCGUUUCACCUGUACAUCAGCACGGCCCCCUGCGGGGACGGCGCCCUUUUCGACAAGUCCUGCAGCGACCGUGCGGUGGAGAGCACCGACUCCCGCCACUACCCAGUCUUCGAGAACCCCAAACAAGGCAAGCUGCGCACCAAGGUAGAGAACGGGGAAGGCACGAUCCCGGUAGAGUCCAGUGACAUCGUGCCCACGUGGGAUGGCAUCCGGCUCGGGGAGAGGCUCCGCACCAUGUCCUGCAGUGACAAAAUCCUGCGCUGGAACGUGCUAGGCCUGCAAGGGGCGCUGUUGACCCACUUCCUGCAGCCCGUGUAUCUCCAGUCUGUCACACUGGGUUACCUUUUCAGCCAAGGGCAUCUGACGCGUGCCAUUUGCUGUCGUGUGACAAGAGACGGGAGUGCAUUUGAGGAUGGACUGCGACACCCCUUUAUUGUCAACCACCCCAAGGUCGGCCGAGUCAGCGUGUAUGACUCCAAAAGGCAGUCCGGGAAGACCAAGGAGACGAGCGUCAACUGGUGUUUGGCCGACGGCUACGACCUGGAGAUCCUGGAUGGGACCAGGGGCACCGUGGACGGGCCGCGGAAUGAAUUGUCCCGGGUCUCCAAAAAGAACAUUUUUUUUCUAUUUAAGAGGCUCUGUUCCUUCCGGGACCGCAGAGAUCUACUUCAACUCUCCUAUGGUGAGGCCAAGAAAGCUGCCCGUGACUAUGAGACAGCCAAGAACUAUUUCAAAAAAAGCCUGAAGGACAUGGGCUACGGGAACUGGAUAAGCAAGCCCCAGGAGGAAAAGAACUUCUAUCUCAGUGGUCCCUCGACUGACCACAGGACAGUGUAGGGCAGGGCGUUUCACACCGGGGUGAGAGACGUCGGUCGGAGCGUCCCUCAGCACAUUGGACUUGGGGGCCUGUUUUUUCUUUCUCUUCCCUUUUUAACGGAACCACAGUUGCCGGUACUGAGACCUCGGGGUUCCUGUUUGUCCUGCUUCCCUCGGGAAUACCAGGCCGGUUCUCUCCAGGUUCUCUCAUCUCUCCACCCGGCGCAUAAGCAGUCACUGAGCACCCACAACCCACCUCCUCCUCAGUUGGGUUUGGGUGUUUUCCGUUUCCUUUCCCUCUGUCUGUUCCCGUGUCCUCUCGUGGUCGCGAGCAGGUUCCAUCAGCUCUGUGAGUCGUGUCAGGGACGAUGGUCUCGUGUGGGUGAUUUCAUCUGCAAGCCCCCCCACCCCUUCUGUGGUCACACUUCUCACUUUCCUCCAAGCAGGUGAACAGGGGACCUACAGAGUCUAGUGAGGCAGUUAGAAGGGCAGGGUUUGAAGCUGCAGUGAGCUAAUUCCUGGUGCCCAGUGUGAUUGGGAUCUGCAGACAAUACCCAUUGAUCUUCGGAUCUUGCACUUUAGCCAGCUGAGGAGGGGCCCAGA
Molecule: messenger RNA, 4170 nt
Organism: Phyllostomus discolor (pale spear-nosed bat)
Lineage: Eukaryota; Metazoa; Chordata; Mammalia; Chiroptera; Phyllostomidae
Gene: ADAR
Product: adenosine deaminase RNA specific
Exons: 15
Coding region: 193-3588 (1131 amino acids)
Biological process (GO): RNA processing; adenosine to inosine editing
Cellular component (GO): cytoplasm; nucleolus
Molecular function (GO): tRNA-specific adenosine deaminase activity; double-stranded RNA adenosine deaminase activity; double-stranded RNA binding
Source: RefSeq, a predicted model, not a curated record